UUCCCUACACAGGGUCUGUGAUUGGGGUUGAGGCUGGCGUUGGGGGGACCUGCAGGCGUCCCCCUCCUCCCGGGUCUCGGGCUAUUUUCCGCAGGAGGCGGCUGCAGGCAGACGCUGAGGCCCUCGGGAACCCCGGGAGCCGCCCCAGUGCAAGAGACCAGAGGAGGGGCUGGCCGGUCCAGCCCCUCGGUCCCGGGGCUGACUCCUCCUCCAGGGCGCAGAUCCCCGCAGCCCGGCAGGAGAGAAGGUGCCUGGAGAGGGGUCCGGACUGUGGGCCGGGGGCUGGGAUGAGGGUCGGGUGAGAAUGGGGCUCCGAGGAGUUUAGAAAGAGAGAUUGGAAGGGGGACCAAAGGCAGAGGGCCCAGGGAGAGGGGAUGCGGGGAAGGGAGGAGAGCGAGCGCGGGAGCAGGACGCUGGGGGUGGGGGACGCCCUCGGUGAAGCCCCGCCAAGGAGUGCAGGAGGUUGGGGGUGGGGGGCGUCCUGGGUGAUGCCGCGUCCAGGAACGCAGGAGGCUGGGGUGGGAUGGGGGCUGCGCCCUGAGUGAAGCCCGGUUAGGGAGCAGGAAGCUGGGGAGGGGGCUCUCUGGGCGAAGUCCCCCGCAACACCCACCUCACCCCACUCAGGCUGAGCCCUUUGGCGUCAUGGAGGGGCUCGUCCUAGCCCUGUGUGCCCUCCCGCUGGCUGCCGCGUCUGCUGUCUGCGCCACGAUGCCAGCUCGGAACCUGAGCUGCUACCAGUGCUUCAAGGUGAGCAGCUGGAGGCAGUGCCCGCCCACGGCGUGCAGCCCGCUGGACCAAGUCUGCAUCUCCAACGAGGUUGUCGUCUCUUUUGAAUGGAGCGUACACACCCUGCUCAGCAAACGCUGUGCUCCCAGAUGUCCCAACACCAACACGAAGUUCGAAUGGACACCAGCCCCCACGGUGCAAGGCGUGAUAACUAGGCGCUGCUGUUCCGGGGCUCUCUGCAACAGGGCACCAACCCCACAGGAGGGGCGCUGGGCCCUGCAAGGGGGGCUCCUGCUCCAGGUGGGCCUCGGCCUCCUCAGGGCCCUGUUGUGAGGGCCCUCCCUCUACACCCCCUCCUGGCCCUGCUGGCCCCUCCUGUCUCCUGCCUCCCACUGCCAUCCUGUGUCUGCCUCUUCUGGGACACUGGGGGGGGACCCUCCCUCUCUGAGGUGGUGGGGAAGGUGCCAUUGCCUCCACCCUGGAUGUAGCCACCUCGCUUCUCCCCCACAGGGGCCCCUUUGCUGGGGAACCCUGUGGAUUCAGCAACUGCUCCUCCUGGGGAAGGACGGUACCUCCAGUGUGGGUGGUGGGAAGGACGGUGCCUCUGGUGUUGGGUGAUGGGGAAGGAC
Chlorocebus sabaeus (green monkey) is the source of this 1355-nucleotide messenger RNA. RefSeq names its product lymphocyte antigen 6 family member L (gene LY6L). NCBI's taxonomy places the organism in Eukaryota, Metazoa, Chordata, Mammalia, Primates, Cercopithecidae. Gene Ontology annotation, cellular component: plasma membrane. The record is from RefSeq and is a predicted model, not a curated record.